Messenger RNA from Bombyx mori (domestic silkworm), 462 nucleotides. Its product is annotated as protein N-lysine methyltransferase METTL21D. NCBI's taxonomy places the organism in Eukaryota, Metazoa, Arthropoda, Insecta, Lepidoptera, Bombycidae. The record is from RefSeq and is a predicted model, not a curated record. Gene Ontology annotation, molecular function: protein-lysine N-methyltransferase activity. The coding region runs from base 1 to 462 and encodes 153 amino acids. Gene Ontology annotation, biological process: peptidyl-lysine methylation. The transcript is spliced from 3 exons. Gene Ontology annotation, cellular component: cytoplasm; cytosol.
AUGUGCCAAUAUAAAUCUGAUUUUCUGAGUGGAUUAAGAGUUCUAGAACUUGGAGCUGGACUUGGAGUUGUUGGUCUAACCGCUGCGACACUUGGAGCUCAAGUUACAAUUACAGACUUACCAGAAGCUCUACCGUUGAUACGAUUGAAUAUCAACGAAAAUAAGUCCAAGAUUGGUAGUAUGGGUGGCUACGCAACUGCAGAAUCACUUAUUUGGGGAGAUCAGUAUUCUGAAAUAUUCAAUGAAGAAUAUGAUUUAAUAGUUUUAGCUGAUUGUAUUUAUUAUGAAGAAUUGGUGAUGUUGACUAAAAUGACAUUCCAUUUACCUGAAACUGCAGUGUCAUCUACAAUUGAAGGGAUCGAAAGAGAUACCAAUCAAAUGAAUUCUAGAUUUUUAAUGGAAAUAAAAGUUUACAUAGUACUACUAGUAGUGGUAGUAACUUCUAUAUGGAGGACGCAUUAA